AAAUUGUCCGUUGUGGUGAAAAUGUCCGUUGUGGUGGGACGCACCAACACGGGAAGUGUUGGCGCGGCAGGGGGCACGGCUAUUUGUUAUCAUCUGAUUGACGUCUACAUAUGGAUCCUUACACCUCCCUCUUUCUGCCUGGUACAGUGGACAGAGGGCCCUUCAGGUCCUGGGUCCGUGGUCCUAGGACCGGUCUGGGCGCAGGACACAGUCGAUGGCCAUGCUGGCCUCAGGAUCGCUGAGGCCUUGGGAUUGUCUUUCCUCGACUUUGCCGCCCUCACUUGA
This is a messenger RNA of Rasamsonia emersonii CBS 393.64, 285 nucleotides long. RefSeq lists its product as uncharacterized. The record is from RefSeq and is a predicted model, not a curated record. NCBI's taxonomy places the organism in Eukaryota, Fungi, Ascomycota, Eurotiomycetes, Eurotiales, Trichocomaceae. The annotation marks the transcript as partial. The transcript has a single exon.